GGUUCGAAUUCUCGUGUUUUAAAUUGUUUGGCGAGAGAACCAACCAUUUUAAAUGUAUCAAGCUUUAAAGAUAAAUCAGGAACUCAAGGUGCAGAACAAACUAAAAAUAUCCAUACAUAUGCUGCAUAUAUUGAAGAGAAAGUGGCAGUAUAUCGAGACUUAAAAAUCGAUUUUGUCAGAGAAAAAUUAGACAAUGGCGAUAGCCGUUUGAGAAAGCUCUCAGUCGAUAAGGGACUUUUACGGGAGGAUUUGCUUACAUUGUUUCAAGCUAUUAAUGAGGGAGUCAUUAAUGUUCUAGAACAUUACAUUGAAAUGUCACGAAUUGAUGCUAAAAACUCUCUGCAAAUUUAUAAAAAAUAUGUCCAGCAGACUGAAAAGGUUGUUGAUUAUCUUAGCAUAGCCAAAAAAAUGCAAGCCGCUCUUAGAAUGAGCGUUCCUAACCUUAAACAUGCUCCUACAUCGCUAACAGCUACUCUAGAAGAGUAUGUCAAUGAUCCGGAAUUCGAGGAAAACAGACGACAGUAUAAACUUUUACAAGAAAAUAAGAAUAAAACUUCAAAACAGGACAAACAAACUAUUGAUAUUAGGAACUCACCUAAAAAUACUGUAAAAAGCGUAGAACCUUCUGUUCCUCCGAUCGUUACCCAAACAUCUUCAAAAGAAAAAGAUUUUAUCGAUUUUUUUUCAAGUAUUGAACAAGAACAAACUUUAAUUUUUGGACCACUUCAAACGUAUUCACCCACUAACACAUUGAAUAGCAGCGUUACCAACCCAUUUAUAGGAAUUCAACAUCAACAUAUAACCGAAUUUUCUUCACAACCUCAGAUAAUUCAAUCACCCUUGACUCCUCAAGAUACUAAUCCGUUUCGAUCUACCAUGUUUGGUCAAGAUAUUUCCUCUAACAGAUCUUCGAUUUUGCCAUCUCAACAAAACCCAUUCCAACCUUCUAUACCUUCUUCGUCUUAUAAUAAUCCAUUUACUUCUAUGAAUAUUGUUCAAGCUCAACAAUUACCUCAGCAAUCUAUGCAAGUAACACCAAUUCAACCUACUUCACAUGUAGAAAUAGAUAGUAAUCCGUUUAGAAGGUCUUCUAUUCUUCCAACUACGUAUAAUCCUUUUCCUCAAUAA
Molecule: messenger RNA, 1128 nt
Organism: Racocetra fulgida
Lineage: Eukaryota; Fungi; Glomeromycota; Glomeromycetes; Diversisporales; Gigasporaceae
Source: the annotation of a GenBank genome assembly